ACACGUCGAUAUUUGAAAAUAUUUUACAAAAAAAUACAAAAGAAAUUUUUUUUUUCGUUCAAAACAGAAAUUUGUAGUGUUAUUGUGUUGAUUAUCUCACAUUUUUUUUACAUCAACUUAUCGGAGAGAUAAUAAAUUUUUACAAAUUCCGUCUUUUUGUGUACAAAACAAACUUUUGGAUUAACUUAAAAUGAUGUACUAUCCUGAACCAACUGUUCGUCCCUGUGCGACUUUUGAUCCAAAUGCUGAUGCCGCCGUUUUACGCGCCGCUAUGAAAGGUUUUGGAACGGAUGAGGAGAAAAUUAUUAAUAUUGUCGCAAAUCGUGCCAAUUUUCAACGUCAAGCCAUCAUUAAUGCCUUUGCCUCGCAAUUUGGACGAGAUUUGUUGAAGGAUCUCAAGAGCGAAUUGAGCGGAAAACUCGAAGAUGUCGUUUUGGGUCUCAUGAUGAAGCCGGAGGAGUAUAUUUGUAAACAGCUGAACAAAGCAAUGGUUGGCAUGGGAACAGAUGAGGAAGCGUUGAUCGAAAUUUUGUGUUCACGUACGGGAGAAGAAAUGCGCGUUAUUACAAAGAAAUAUGAUGAAAUGUACAACAAAUCCCUCGCAAAUCACGUUGGCACCGAAACAUCCGGCGACUUCCGUGAACUUCUCACGCGAAUUUGCAGCAACGAACGCGCCAACUCGGGACACGUGAACGGCGCUCAAGCCAAAGCCGAUGCCCAACGUUUGUACGAGGCGGGAGAGAAAAAACUCGGCACUGACGAAGCGGUAUUCACGAAACUCUUUGCGCAAUCCAGUUUUGAGCAUUUGCGUCUCGUCUUCGAAGAGUACAAAGCAGUUUCGGGCAACACAAUUGAACAAGCGCUGAAGCACGAAAUGAGCGGCGAUCUCAAAAAAGCUCUCGGAACAAUCGUUGAAGUUGCCCAAAGUCCCCCGACAUAUUUCGCCCGAAAAUUGUUCAAAGCCAUGGAUGGCAUGGGCACAGAUGACAAAACUUUGAUGCGCAUCCUCAUCAGUCGAUGUGAAUUCGAUUUGGGAAACAUCAAGAAAGAAUAUGAAAAAUUGUACAACAAAACUCUCUUAAGUGCUGUUAAAAGUGACACCUCUGGCGAUUACAAAAAAAUCUUAUGUGCUCUUGUAGGAAGUGCCUAAAAUUAAAACAUUGCCAAAAAUCGCUACUUUACCUGUCGCCUUAUAAAAAAAUUAAAAAAUAUUUUUUUUUUUUAAUUAAAAUCAUUUUUAUUGCUUCAAAAUUUUUCAUAGACGAAAAAAACGUUAAAACACAUCAUCAUUACACAUUACAAGAGAAGAAGAAAAUGAAAAUCUAAACAUUAAUUAUUACAUGUUUAACGAUUUUUUUUUUAAUAUUAAAAAUUAUUAUUUUUAAAAUGUAUUUAUAAUAAAUUCUGUUUAAUUUUUUUUUUUUAUAAAUUAAUCAUUUAAAUAUAUUUUAUUAUUUUUUUUUUUAAUUAUUAUAAAAAAAACCUAUUUCCAUGAAAUUUCGUUAAUUUUAUUGCCUUGUUUGUUCUGUAGCUGUUGAAAUUUAAAUUUUGUACUUUAAAUAUAAAAUAUAUAUUUAUAUGUGUCUCAAAU
Molecule: messenger RNA, 1591 nt
Organism: Culicoides brevitarsis
Lineage: Eukaryota; Metazoa; Arthropoda; Insecta; Diptera; Ceratopogonidae
Product: annexin B10-like
Exons: 4
Coding region: 191-1150 (319 amino acids)
Cellular component (GO): cytoplasm
Molecular function (GO): calcium-dependent phospholipid binding; calcium ion binding
Source: RefSeq, a predicted model, not a curated record